CGGCGGCAAUGGCGGCGUAGCGCUGGCGGCAUGGCGGCGCUGCGGCUGCUGGGCCCGGCCCGGCUGCGGGGCGGCGGGAUCCCAUGGAGUGUUCUCAGGAGCUACUCCUCUGCCAGCACCAAGGAGAAGAUGAGCAGGGUUGCCACGUGUGAGAGGACAGAGCUGCUGGAAGUGCUGAAAGCUCGAGUCAAGCAGCUCCAAGGCAGUAACAGCCCAGAGGUGCCAGAGAACACAGUGGAGUUGGCCUCACUGGGCAAUGACAAGUGCCAGGCCCAGCUGCAGAGAGCAGUGGCUCCUGAGCCCCCAGGGGAGCAGACCCCUCCCAGGGAAAUUGCUGAGAGCCCAGCCUGGCCCAGCAGCUGGGCUGAGAAGCUGAAGAAGGAGACGUGCAUCCACCAGCUGAAGGUGGAGAAGGAGUUAUCUGUUGGUGCUUCUUGGCCUGUGGAACAGCAGGGGAAGGUCAAGGCCAAAGCAAAGGCCAAGACCAAGUCAAAAGCAAAAACCAAGGCUAAAGCCAAGACUAAAGCAGAGGCCAAAGCUAAGGCUGAAGCAGAGGCUGAAGCAGAGGCCAAAGCCAAGGCUGAAGCAGAGGCCAAAGCCAAGGCUGAAGCAGAAGCCAAAGCCAAGGCUGAAGCAGAGGCUGAAGCAGAAGCCAAAGCCAAGGCUGAAGCAGAAGCUGAAGCAGAGGUCAAGGCCAAACCAGGGAUUAAGGGCAAAGCUGAAGCUAAGAAGACCCUGAAGACCUCAAAGGCUACAUUGUCUGCUGCCUGGAGCCAGGACCCUGCUCUGUUCCUCAGUCUCUGUGGGCAGGGGAAACUCAAGGAGCGUCCAAAGAUAAGGAAGCCUCAAGCUGAGCUGAAGCACAAGGACAGCAGCCAUUACAGGGUCCUGCAGCAGACCAUCCAGUCCAACCUGGAGUGUUUCCUGUUCCUGCAGCAGCCACAGGAGGCUGAGAGGUUCCUGCUCAUGUACCACAACUCCCCUGGCAGGAGGAGGCACUUGAAUGUCGAUUCCUACAACGUGGUGAUGCGGAGCUGGGCAAAAAAGGGCCGUUUGAAGCGCAUCAGCCAUCUCUUUGCCAUGAUGCACUCUGUGAAGCUCCAGCCCAACCUUGAAUCCUAUGCAGCAAUGCUGGAGUGCAUGGGCCACACCUCAGAAUCUGUCAAAGUCAUCUGGAGCUGCCUGCAGCAGAUGAAGAUCAAUGGCUUUGAAAUGGAUGACCUCUUCCAGAAGUGCCUGUUUGAGGAAGAUGAGAAGGAGAAUGUGCUGAAGGCCAUCAGGAUUGUCCAUCCUGACUACCAGCUGCCCCCUCCACCCAGCCCCCAGAUCUGCAAGUCUUCUCUGCUCCCAGACUUCUACUCCAAAGAGAGGAUGGUGUCAUACCCCAAGCUGGAUUUCUCUGUGCAGGAGCUGCAGGAGUGUUUUCAGCAGCAGCUACAGAUGGAGCUCAACAACACCAUAACCAUGGAGUCAGUGGAGGCAACCAAACCUCUGACCCCUCAGGCCAUUAAAGCGCGCAAAGUGCUGGACACGCUCCGUUCCCAGUGGCACAGCUCCAUCUUCCAGGCUCUGAGGAAGUCCAGGAGCAACAUGCCCAAACUCAAGACAAUGUCUGGGCACAUUAGUCUCUACCCCUACCUGUGCCUGCUGCCAGAUGAGGAGUAUGUGGGCAUCAUGCUGCAGGUCCUCAACACCCUCUCUCCACAAGGAGAAUCCCUGACUGUUUUGGCCAGGGAGCUGGGCUCCAAAGUCUACAACAGAUAUGUCACCCAGAGGAAGCUGCACAGUGGCCAACUGGAGAAGGUGCAGGAGAUCUACAAGGACUACAUCCACCUCCUGGCAAAGGAUGGCAAGCCUGGUGAGUUUUUGCCACGGGAAUAUUGGGAGAAGCUGGUGGCAGAAGCAGGUUUUGGGCCUUCAGUGAACCUGAAGGGCUGUGACUGGCCGUACAUGCUGCUGGUGCGCCUGGGCAUGCACCUGCUGGAGAUCCUGGUGAAGACUGUCAAGUUUCCCAGGAACAUCCUCAAUCCUCGCCUGGAGCCAAGUCUCAUCCCUGUCCUCUACCACAUCUACUCCUUCUCCAGCACCUGGCAGGUUGGGCUGAUAAAGCCUCAUCCCAUCUUCUCCCAGCUCAUGUCAGAAGCUGCAGAGACCUUGCUGACCUUUAACUCCUCUUCCAUCCCUAUGCUGUGCCCUCCAGUCCCUUGGACCUCCCCCAACCUUGGUGCCUUUAUCCUCAACGACACCAAGCUGAUGCGCUUCGUGGACGGGGCCAUGCAGCACCAGGUGCUGCUGGAGCAGUGUCCCCCAGUGAACCUCCACCCAGUGCUGGAUGCCCUCAACCAGCUGGGCAACUGUGCCUGGAAGAUCAACCAACCAGUGCUGGAUAUCAUCAUCUCCAUCUUCAAUGACAAAGGGAAUGAGAAGCUGGACAUCCCCCCACCUGUCUCUGAGGCUCCCAAACCUUCUGUCCCUCCUGGCAGCCCCUCUACUUGGACCAAGUCUCAGAAGCAUGAGGUGUUGCUGUGCAAGAAGAAGGCAGCUGAGAUGCACAGCCUGCGUGUAGAUGCUCUCUAUAAGCUCUCCAUUGCCAACUAUGUCAGGGACAAGAUCUUCUGGUUUCCUCACAACAUGGAUUUCAGGGGCAGGACUUACCCUUGCCCACCUUACUUCAACCACCUGGGGAAUGAUGUCACCAGAGCCAUCCUGCUCUUUGCAGAGGGAAGGCCUCUGGGGCCCAAAGGCCUUGACUGGCUGAAGAUUCACCUCGUUAACCUGACAGGGCUGAAGAAGAAGAACACUCUGCAGGAGAGGCUGGAGUAUGCCAAUGAGAUCAUGGAGGACAUCCUGGACUCAGCUGAUCACCCACUCACGGGCAGGAAGUGGUGGAUGGACACAGAUGAGCCCUGGCAGACCUUGGCCUGCUGUAUGGAGAUCGCCAAAGCCUCGAGGUGCCCAGAUCCAGCAGCCUACAUCUCCCACUUCCCAGUUCACCAGGAUGGCUCUUGCAAUGGUUUGCAGCACUAUGCAGCUCUUGGCCGGGACCUUAUUGGUGCCAUCUCUGUCAACCUGAUGCCCUGCAGUGUGCCCCAGGAUGUCUACAGUGCAGUGGCCCAGCAGGUGGAGGAGCUUAGGAAGAAGGAUGCUGAGCAGGGGGUGAAGAUUGCCCAGGUGCUCCAAGGCUACAUCAGCAGGAAGGUGGUGAAGCAGACGGUGAUGACGGUGGUGUACGGCGUGACACGCUACGGCGGGCGGCUGCAGAUGGAGAAGAGGCUCAAGGAGAUGGACGAGUUCCCUGAGGAGUGUUUGUGGGAGGCAUCUCACUACCUGGUGAAGCAGGUGUUCAAUGUCAUCAAGGAGAUGUUCUCAGCCACUCGAGAUAUCCAGAACUGGCUGACAGAGAGUGCCAAGCUCAUUGCCCAGUCGGGACAGACGGUGGAGUGGGUGACGCCGCUGGGGCUCCCCAUCCUGCAGCCCUACUAUCGCUCCAGAGCUGCUGUGGUGAGCUGUAACAUGCAGCAAUUGAGUUUGAAAAGCUCCAGCACCAGCCAGAAGCCUGACACAGUGAAGCAGAAGAAUGCCUUCCCUCCCAACUUCAUCCACUCCCUGGACUCCACACACAUGAUGCUCACAGCUCUGCACUGUCUCAGACAGGGUCUGACCUUCGUCUCAGUCCACGAUUGCUACUGGACUCACGCGCUGACCGUGGACAUCAUGAACCAGAUCUGUCGGCAGCAAUUUGUGGCUCUGCACAGUGAGAAGAUCCUGCAGGAUCUGUCUGAGUUCAUGCUGGAGAAGUACUGCAGCCCUGACAGGGAGACCAGAGCCCUCUGGCAGAAGAAACUGAUGGAGCAGCUGUCAAAUGUCCCCAAGACAGGUGAAUUGAACCUGAAGAAGGUGAUGGAUUCCACUUAUUUCUUCAGCUGAGCCCUGGCAGCCACAGUGGCCCUGGGCUACCUCUGGCCUGCUGGCUGCCUCAGAAGCUGUGGUAGGCACCAGCCCCUGAGGCUCCUCUGUCUGUAUCUCAUGGGGAAAAUGGGUUCAGCUGCCCACCCAGCAGAGAGAUCUGCCCCAGGGCAGACUGGGAUGCUGUGAGGACGUGUGAGUGGCAGACAGGGUGUCUGCAUGGCUUGUUGCUGCUUGUGUCCCAGCUCAGGAGAGCAGGCACAGAGCCCUGGGGAGGGCUGCAGCUCUCUGCUGUGGGGCUGAGGGGGCAGAGGUGGGGCUAGCUCCUCUCCAUCCUCACCCUGGCACCAUGUGCCUGCCAGGGCUGUGAGUGCCAGAGCUUGCUGUCUCUGGUCUGGCCUGGGCUGCCAUCCCUCUCCAUCCCUCCAGCAAGCUCAGACUUUCUGGGGCUCAGACCCCUGCCUGGAGGGCAGCAGGAGCCUCCUGCUCUGCUCUUGGCCACGGGGCAAGUGCUGCUCUGGGUGCCCUGCUCCAGCUGCUGGGCACUGACCCAUUUUCCCCUGGCACAGCCUCUGUGGCUCCUGACUCAUUUCCAGGGACUUGUUUCACCUCUUCUCACUGGGGCUCACACAGGGAAAACCUCUAAUGGGUGUGGAGGUGUAUGAUACUGUAAAUAAA
Colius striatus (speckled mousebird) is the source of this 4584-nucleotide messenger RNA. It is a transcript of the gene POLRMT, whose product is annotated as RNA polymerase mitochondrial. Gene Ontology annotation, cellular component: mitochondrial DNA-directed RNA polymerase complex. The transcript is spliced from 21 exons. The record is from RefSeq and is a predicted model, not a curated record. Gene Ontology annotation, biological process: mitochondrial transcription. NCBI's taxonomy places the organism in Eukaryota, Metazoa, Chordata, Aves, Coliiformes, Coliidae. Gene Ontology annotation, molecular function: DNA-directed RNA polymerase activity; protein binding; mitochondrial promoter sequence-specific DNA binding. The coding region runs from base 31 to 3927 and encodes 1298 amino acids.